Messenger RNA from Bolinopsis microptera, 2126 nucleotides. RefSeq names its product ethanolamine-phosphate cytidylyltransferase-like. Gene Ontology annotation, molecular function: ethanolamine-phosphate cytidylyltransferase activity. Gene Ontology annotation, cellular component: cytoplasm. NCBI's taxonomy places the organism in Eukaryota, Metazoa, Ctenophora, Tentaculata, Lobata, Bolinopsidae. Gene Ontology annotation, biological process: phosphatidylethanolamine biosynthetic process. The record is from RefSeq and is a predicted model, not a curated record. The coding region runs from base 23 to 1150 and encodes 375 amino acids. The transcript has 8 exons.
UUUACUAGGCAUCACCACAAAUAUGGUGAAUGACAAGAAGCAAGUCAGAGUCUGGUGUGAUGGGUGUUACGACAUCAUGCACUUUGGUCAUGCUAACCAGCUGCGACAAGCUAAAGCUAUGGGGGAUUACCUCAUUGUCGGAGUGCACACUGAUGAAGAAGUCCGCCGAAAUAAAGGUCCUCCAGUGUUAACAGAGCAGGAAAGGUACAAAAUGGUGAGGAGUGUUAAGUGGGUAGAUGAAGUGGUGGAAGGAUCACCCUAUACUACAGAACUUGAGACAAUGGAGAAGUAUGGAGCAGAGUUCUGUGUCCAUGGGGAUGAUAUCACACUCAGCGCUGAUGGUACUGACACUUAUCAGAUCGUGAAAGAUGCUGGCAAAUAUAAAGAGUGUAAACGAACCCAGGGGGUGAGCACUACUGAUCUGGUAGGGAGAAUGUUGUUGAUGACAAGAGCUAACAACCUGUCUCAGUCUUCUGAUACUGGCCUUCCUUCACAGGACGAGUUUGUCAGCCCUUACACGAAAGCGUGUAAUCUGCUACAAACCAACAGUAAGAUAACACAGUUCAGUAGUCCUAGCAACGAGCCUAAACCUGGAGAUAAGAUAGUCUACACAGCCGGAGCAUUCGACUUGCUUCACCCUGGACUUGUAGAUUUCCUAGAGGCAGCUAAAAAGGAGGGAUCUUAUCUGAUUGUGGGACUGUAUGAGGACGAUGUUGUUAACGAGUACAAGGGCUCCCAGUACCCCGUACAGAUAUUACAGGAGAGGGUUCUCUCUGUCCUAGCUAACAGACACGUGAAUGAAGUGCUAAUUGGAGCACCGUACCCGCUGACGGAAGAAGUUCUGGAUCACUUCAAGAUAGAUGUGGUGGUUCAGGGUAUGGUACAUGAGGGAGACCAUGACUCUGACCACUACGCUGUAGCUCGACAGAGGGGCAUCUUCAAGGAGAUUGAUAGCGGAAACUGCCUUAAAACCGAGGACUUGGUGAUGAGAAUUAUCCGAAACAGAAAACUAUUCAUGGACAGAAAUAGACAGAAACAGAUAAAAGAGCUAAACAACAUCAAUAGAAUGGCGGAAAAAGAAAAGGAAGAAAAAGAAGAACAUGAUGACGGUGAAAGGGCUGGGAGCUCGGGAAGCGCUGUGAGCAGUUAAUUGUUAACACUGUUAAUUGCUAAUUGUUAACACUGUUGUUAAAUAUGUUGUGAUUUUUAGUGAUCGAAAUAUUAAUGGUAAAUUAGUUUAGCGUUCGAGUCAAAUUUUUGAUCUUGUUAUUUGCCAGAUACAAUAUAGCCAAGGAAAAUGUUGUAAUGAAACUUGAAAGCCAAGCGAACUAAUUCAGGGAUCGGCUGGGUCGGUCCCCCUUAUGAUUUUGCUGUAAACUAUAUCAUGUAUGUUAACAAUAUGCGCACUGCCAUCGCAAUUAUUCUGAAGCUUUUUUCAUGUUUACAGGCAUUUCACUUCAAAACGAGCUUGUAAAAACAUAUCAAAUAUAAUUUCAUGCUUUGCUCAGAUGCAUACAUCAUCUUUUGUAAUAUUCUGUACAUGUACACGUUAUAUUCAUUUCUUUCUCACAUGCCUGUAUACGUUUGCUUUUUAUAAACUUAUUUUGUCGACUUUUCAACUUUAAGCGUUGUCGAUCUUUCUCUUUUCUAUCUUUAUGAAAUGUGAAUUUAAAUAUAUAUAAACCGUAAACUGUCUGAUUGUUUGGAAAUUAAAUUAUGAAUUGGGUACCAUAAAAAUUACGGUCUAGACAUGAUUUGUAUUUAAUGAAAGUUUACAUGCGAGGAUAUUAAAAUUUAAAUGUGAUUUAAGUUAUGUUACAAUAAAUAGCAUGAUCCUAGUGAUCUACUAGAGUGGGAAUUUUUUAAUACAACUGUUAAUUCUUGUAAAUAAAUACACCGGAUUUGAUUGAUAAUUGUAUUUUGUAGUUAACUGUUGUACUCUUGAUUUAAAUAAUUAUGAUAAUGUUUACUGAUACAAUGUUGUUUAGUUAAUGCGGUCGUUAUCGUAUAAUUAGUUUGUCGUGUGAAUUUGAUGAUCGAAUGUGUGAUUCAAGAUAUGGUUCCUUUAUUUACAAUAUUAUUGAAUUGGCUGCAAUUGAUUUGGUUUUUUUGAAUAAUAAAUCGUU